GCCUCUGGGUGACCACACCAUCUCAUUGUAGUCUCUCCUGCUCAUUCUGAGACACAAGUGCCAUCAAGAUGUCAAACCCAUUCCUGAAGCAAGUGUUCAACAAGGACAAAACGUUCCGGCCCAAACGCAAGUUCGAGCCUGGCACGCAACGCUUUGAGCUCCACAAGCGUGCACAAGCUUCUCUGAAUGCCGGGCUGGACCUGCGGCUAGCUGUGCAGCUGCCACCAGGUGAGGACCUCAACGACUGGGUGGCUGUGCAUGUGGUGGACUUCUUCAACCGAGUCAACCUCAUCUAUGGCACCAUCAGUGAUGGCUGCACUGAGCAGUCGUGCCCAGUCAUGUCCGGGGGCCCCAAGUACGAGUACCGAUGGCAGGAUGAGCAGCGCUACCGGAAGCCCACUGCACUCUCUGCGCCCCGCUAUAUGGACCUGCUCAUGGACUGGAUCGAGGUGCAGAUUAACAACGAGGACAUCUUCCCAACCAAUGUCGGCACACCAUUCCCCAAGAACUUCCUGCAGGCAGUGCGCAAGAUCCUGUCACGGCUGUUUCGAGUGUUCGUGCAUGUGUACAUCCACCACUUCGACCGCAUUGCACAGAUGGGCUCAGAGGCUCACGUGAACACCUGCUACAAGCACUUCUACUACUUUGUCACCGAGUUCAGCCUCAUUGACCCCAAGGAGCUAGAGCCCCUGAAGGAAAUGACCUCACGGAUGUGUCACUGAGGGUCCAACCUGGCUGCCGAGAGUCACGGAGACAGCUGCGAAGUUCAUGUCAGCUUUAUACAGCCUGUGUCUCAGGAGUGCCACACCCGAAUGUCACCAUCAGAGGAGCAGAGGGACUCUGGCUCCUUCCUCUCAUAGUGACUAUGAGCCCUCCAACUCUGACCUGUCCCCUUGCCUGUCUCCAGGGGGCUGAACUUGAAUUCUGUAACACUGUGUGCCCCUAGCCACCAGGCUCACACUGUGAUUGUAUCACAGCCUCUGGCGGGAGGCAGGAUCUGGAGCCAUUGCCAACCACCCCCUUGUUCCUUCUCUGUAUCUGUCCAGCUUUGCAACUAUGGCUUUGGUAUGUGUAGGUACAACUCUGUCCCCCUCUUUCCAGCCUGGAAUGGGAGGUGGCACCAGGUUUCCUCCAUUCAGAGCCACACUCUACGUGGUGACCACAUGGGCAGCAGCCAUACCUCUAAAGAUGCCCUAAUGUGCCAAGCCCUCCUCUGCCCAGCCCUGCCCUCAGGGUGUACUUCUGAUCAUUGGGCAUUGCCAGAACUUUCCACCCACUCUGCCUGGCACUUCUGGAUGAUGUGCCACUCCAACACCCCCUGGGAAGGACUCCCAGCACUGAGUGUUCUGAGGUCUUUGCAGGGUCAGAAGAGUACAGAUGCUGCAUGCUUGUGAUGUCAGCACUCAGGAGGCAGAGGCAGGAGGAUUGCUGCAAAUCAAGGCCACUCUGCCCUCUACACUGAGAGUCAGGCAAGCCAGGGUCUCAUAACAAGAUUGUCUUAAAAAAGAAUUGUAAAAGGCAGCUGGGUAGUGAUGAUGCACACCUUUAAUCCCAGGACUUGGGAAACAAAGGCAGGCAGAUCUUUGUGAGUUCGAGGGCAGCCUGAUCUACAGCGUGAGUUUCAGGACAGCCAGGGCCACAGAGGGAAACCCUGUCUCAAAAAAACAAAAAAAAACAAAAAAAAAAUUAUAAAGGGAUGGCUCAGUGGGUAAAUUGUUUGCUGAAUAAGUGUGAGGACAAAAGUGUGGCCCCAGCAUGUAGGGGAAACCAGGUGUGGUGGCAUUUGUCAUCCCAGCCUUAGUCACAGACAACUCUUGCCUCUGCCUCCCGAAUGCUGAGAUUCAAGGCAUGCACCACCACACCUAGCCCAUCUGGAUUUUUUUGUUUUGGUUUUGGUUUUUUGGUUUUUCAAGACAGCAUUUCUCUGUAGCUUUGGAACCUGUCCUGGAACUCACUCUGUAGACCAGGCUGCCCUCAAUUCAGAGAUUCACCCUUCUCUGCCUCCCAAGGGCUGGGAUUAAAGGCAUAUGCCACCAAUGCCAGACUUCCUCUGGAAAUUUUAGAGAAAAAAUUUAACCAAUUUCUAGUGGCUGCUCUCGUGGGCACAGUGUCUUGUCCAUCCUGGAACCCAGGAAUGAAUUCUCACAUAGUUUCCAACACAUGCUAAGAUCUGCACUUCCCUUGAGGGUGACAGCAGGGACCUUCCUUUCCUCAAUGGCAGCCUACUAUGUAGCAAACCUUUGUGAGUGGCCCCUAUGGGCCACAGGACCAAACUCCUGUGGACACAACUCUACCAUGCCAUGGAGGGCAUAACAGGGUGUGACUGUCCCCAGCUCUAGUCCUUGACCCUCAGUCCUUCCCUUGAGACCUGUGCACUGUGAAGACCCCAGGGAAUUUUGGCUAUUUUCCCAAAUCUGGGAGGCUGCCACUGAAAUAAAUGAGUACAGUUAACAAGAUAUCAAUGCCAGAGCCUGAACCAAAGCCUGAGGGACUCUUCCUCAGGUCCUUCCAGAAGCCACCACACCUGGUGCUCCAGCUCUGGAAGGACCCAGGGACUAGCCCUCGAGGCUUGACUGAAUGUAUCUCCCACCUGCAAGACUUGGCCACUGUGCCAAAUCCCAGCAGCCCACACACCAGCCCAGGGGAGGGGUCCAUACUGUCUCAUCCAUCCCACCUCAAUUCAAGCCCAAGAAUAAAGUUGUCAUCUUGAUACUGUG
Molecule: messenger RNA, 2717 nt
Organism: Phodopus roborovskii (desert hamster)
Lineage: Eukaryota; Metazoa; Chordata; Mammalia; Rodentia; Cricetidae
Gene: Mob3a
Product: MOB kinase activator 3A
Exons: 3
Coding region: 69-722 (217 amino acids)
Biological process (GO): positive regulation of protein phosphorylation; signal transduction
Cellular component (GO): nucleus; cytoplasm
Molecular function (GO): protein kinase activator activity
Source: RefSeq, a predicted model, not a curated record